Messenger RNA from Anneissia japonica, 1024 nucleotides. RefSeq lists its product as uncharacterized. NCBI's taxonomy places the organism in Eukaryota, Metazoa, Echinodermata, Crinoidea, Comatulida, Comatulidae. Gene Ontology annotation, biological process: cobalamin transport. The record is from RefSeq and is a predicted model, not a curated record. The transcript is spliced from 4 exons. Bases 563 to 994 code for a protein of 143 amino acids. Gene Ontology annotation, molecular function: cobalamin binding.
UAUUCCUUUAGAACAAAAACCUGGCCUAUGGCCUAUAUUUUUUAAAACAAAGAAUAAGUCAUCUGCCAUUAACAAAACAUUGUAAUAUAAUAUCUUUUUUCAGUUAAUUCAUCUUGAUUACGAUUAAUAUCAGGAUCAAAGUUUUCAGUUCCUUUGAGUUCCCUAGAAAAUUUUGACAAUUUAGGGGUUUGAAAGGCUUAUUUAAUCGAUUCCUGGCCCACGGCACUGGACCCCCGCUUGCGCACCCAUGUUAGGUGCACACAGUAGGCCUACUCUCCACCUGAACAGUGCAGUGUGCACGAAAGCUAAUCAAUAAAACUAGUCUUUAAAAUACGGUAGUACUUCGCAUGUCCAGUGUUUUACAAAGAGGCUUCUACUAAUGAAGUCAGAUAUUAGUGAAUGUAAAGCGCGCUCAGCAACAAGUGGGCGGAGCCAAAGAAAGGAAGCAGGAGAAUUAUUUGUACAAAAUAUUUCGUUUCAGGUCAUCUCAUUUCGUAGGUGUUUCUCAAACUCGGUUUAAUCUUUGUCAGCUUGUACAAACUUUGAAGACUAACCAGCAACCAUGAUCUGGUGGACGGUCUGUUUAUUGCUCUCCUGCCUUUCACUAGCCCGCGGGGAUAGCUGUCCAGAUAUGCAUAUAUAUGGUCCAUAUGGAGCUCAAGCUAUAGUGGAAUACGUGUCAGUCGAGGCAACAAACCACUCAGCAGCAGUUAGGCGAAGGGUUGUGGUGCCAAGUAACUCGACCCUUCUGCAAGGAAUGCUAGUUGCUCAGCACGAGCACGGUCCUAGAGAAUUCACAUUUGAAACAAUCUACAAUGAGCAAUAUGGACACUUCAUAACUUCCAUCAACGGAGUCGAGAACAACUAUAAUGACAACAAUUACUAUUGGAUGGUGUAUGAUGCGGAGACCGACACUCGUCUACCAUGUGGUGUUGACUCUACAUAUCCAGAAAAUGACGCACACUUUAUCUGGAAAUAUAAAUAUAUUCCAUAAUGGCUGAACACACAGGAUAUACUCACUAUU